AUUCCCAUCUCAGAUCUGCCUGCAAAAUCUUCACCGGAUGUUGGGAACCAUUGCGAAUUUGAAGGAAAACCUAAACAAGAUUGCACUUGAUGUGCAUGAGGAUAACGACGACGAUGAAGUGCUUGCGCUCAACGGUUUAGGCAAUGGAGAAGCCACUCCGAUCUCUGAUCGGAGAAAUUCUCACAGGUUUGCCCACUCAAAUUCAGUUUCGCGGUCUCCGCUAUCCAAUGGAAUAGACUCGCCACGAAAUUCGGAGAUUGAACAAUACAAAGCUGAAAUUAAGAGGCUUCAAGAAUCUGAGGCGGAAAUUAAAGCAUUAUCAGUUAAUUACGCAGCCUUGUUGAAAGGAAAAGAGGAUCAAAUUUCCAGAUUGAACCGUGAAAAUGGCUCACUGAAGCAAAAUCUGGAUGCAAUAAAUGCUGCUCUGAGUUUAUCUAAAAAUGAAAAUUCCCAAGCAUCAACAAACAGCAUUAAUGUUCUAAAGGGAAGUUGUGAUCUAUCACCAAGCCGACAGAAUAAACUUACUGCUCAAGUAAAGAACCGUCAUGCUGGAAACCAAAUGCAGAAUGGUGUUCUUUCUAAAAAGGAUAGGAUAGGAAAUGGAGUUUCAGAUACUGUUCAACCUGAUAUCAGUCAAAGUAAGAUGGAGAAUGGAAAUUCCACUUCACAAGGGAAGGAAAAGGAGCUUGCAGAUUUGCUAGAAGAGAAAAAUAGGUCCCUGGCACAAGUUCAAGCUACUCAUGAGUUACAAACAAAACAACUUAGGUUAGAACUAGAAAAAGAACGUGAGAAAUUGGCAAAUUUGCAGCUAAAAUUACAAGAAGAACAAAAGCUGAAUGAAUCUUUCCAGGAGGAGCUUAAGUCACUGAAAAUGGACAAGGAAAAAAGCUCUAUAGAGAUGAGCAAAAUACACAGAGAAAUGAGUGAAAAAUUGUCAGAAAUAAAUAGACUGCAAUUGGAGUUGAAUAGAAGGGAGGAUGAGGAUGCAGAUGACAUCUCAGAGAAAUUGAAAGGUGUAGUCGCAACUUUAGAGAUGGAAAAUGAUAAUCUUAAGAUGGAGAAGAGUGAACUUCAGGGUCUUUUGGAGAAGUGCAGGAAACCUUUGAAUGACAAAAUCUUUCCAGAUGCUUCAGAAAGUCUGAAUCAACAUCGAAGUGGAUUGAAAGGGGUAGAACUAUCUGAAAGUUUCCCUGGAAAAGAAGAAAUGGAGCUAUCUUUGAAGAAAUUGGAUAAAGAUUUGAAGGAAACACGCUGUGAGAGGGACAAAGCAUUACAAGAAUUAGCUCGACUUAAGCAACAUCUGUUACAAAAGGAAAUUGAAGAAUCAGAAAAAAUGGAUGAGGACAGUAAAAUCAUUGAAGAGCUUCGUAAGAUUAAUGAAUAUCAAAGAACUCAAAUAUCGAAUUUGGAGAGAGCUCCGAAGCAGGCAGUGGCGAUUCAGGAGGAUGCUAAGAUGAUGAACAACAAUGAAAUUCUGAAGUCUAAGGAAAUCAUUGAAGAUUUGAGUCGAAAACUUGCAAACUGUAUGAGGACAUUGGAUGCCAAAAAUGUUGAACUUCUAAAUCUUCAAACUGCUCUUGGGCAGUAUUUUGCUGAAAUCGAAGCUAAGGGGCAUUUGGAACAUGAGCUGUCUUUGGCAAGAGAAGAAUCGGCUAAACUCUCUGAACUUUUGAAAGAUGCAGAUCAGCAAGCAGAAGUGUCAAAGAGGGAAAAGGAAGAAAUAUUGGUCAAGCUUUCCCAAAUUGAAAAGACAAUGGCAGAGGGAAAAGGCAGAGUAAAUAAGCUUGAGGAAGAUAAUGCAAAACUACGUCGUGCUCUCGAACAAAGUAUGACCAGACUUAACCGAAUGUCAGUGGAUUCAGAUUUUCUUGUUGACAGGCGCAUCGUGAUCAAAUUAUUGGUUACAUACUUCCAAAGAAACCACAGCAAAGAGGUUCUGGAUCUUAUGGUUCGAAUGCUGGGUUUUUCUGACGAAGACAAGCAGAGAAUAGGUGUUGCUAAACAAGGAGCUAGAAAAGGUGUUGUUCGUGGAGUUUUGGGCCUGCCUGGCCGCUUAGUUGGUGGCAUCUUGGGAGGAAGUUUGGCUGAUGCACAUUCAAACAUGGCAUCUGACAAUCAGUCCUUUGCAGAUCUAUGGGUUGAUUUUCUUCUUAAGGAAACUGAAGAAAGAGAGAGGAGGGAAUCUGCAGAAAACAUGGCUCAAUCCAAGGAAGAUAAACCUGGAAAAAGCCCUACCACAGAGACUAGUACACCAACACCGGUGCCUGACCAGCAGACAACCACACUUGUUGCUUCUUCUAGUUUCUCAAGAUCGAGUAUUUCAUCUAGCCAAAGUUUUGAUCCUCCACCUGCCCGUGGAAAUUUAAGGUCAUUUGAUAAUUCUGAUUCUGAGUUCUCAACUGUUCCUCUAUCAUCAUCAGAGAGCACUUCUCGUCUCUCAAGCCUAUUACCCAGGUACUGAGAAUAUGUUGAAUUGUGUCAUUAGUCAAAGGUAUAGAUUCUUUGUUGAUAUUAUAGCCAUGCAAUCUGGUCCAGUCAAUUCUUUUUACACACAAAUAAGAAGAGUUUCUUCCAGAGCUCAUGUUUGUACAA
Mangifera indica (mango) is the source of this 2592-nucleotide messenger RNA. RefSeq names its product golgin candidate 4-like. The transcript has 16 exons. Gene Ontology annotation, molecular function: small GTPase binding. Lineage: Eukaryota; Viridiplantae; Streptophyta; Magnoliopsida; Sapindales; Anacardiaceae. The record is from RefSeq and is a predicted model, not a curated record. The coding region runs from base 38 to 2461 and encodes 807 amino acids. Gene Ontology annotation, cellular component: Golgi apparatus. Gene Ontology annotation, biological process: endoplasmic reticulum to Golgi vesicle-mediated transport; Golgi organization.